AUGUCCUUCUGCAGUUUCUUCAGGGGCGAGGUCUUCCAGAACCAUUUUGAGCUGGGUGUCUACUUGUGCGCCAGGUGUGGCUACAAGCUCUUCUCUAGAUGCUCCAAGUAUGCACACUUGUCCCCAUGCCCAGUCUUCACUGAGACCAUCCACGCUGAUAGCGUGGCCAAGCAGCCAGAACACAACAGGCCUAAGGCCUUAAAGGUGUCCUGUGUUAGAUGUGGCAAUGGACUGGGCCAUGAGUUGAUGAAUGACAGCCCCAAGAGAGGGCAGUCUCACUUCUGAACUUUAGCAGCUCACUCAAGUUCAUCCCCAGAAGCCAAGAAACUUCUGCAUCCCAGGAGAAGUAGGCUAGACCCCAGGUGGACCCUGUGGGGGUACAUCUUGCCACCCCACCUUGAAUCAGAACCCAGACCUUCAUACAGGGAGGGGCUACAGAAAUAAGGAAGCCCCCAAGACAUUGGCUAUCAGCAGACUGACCUCAUGAACCACAAACACCAU
Erinaceus europaeus (western European hedgehog) is the source of this 501-nucleotide messenger RNA. RefSeq names its product methionine-R-sulfoxide reductase B1-like. The coding region runs from base 1 to 285 and encodes 94 amino acids. NCBI's taxonomy places the organism in Eukaryota, Metazoa, Chordata, Mammalia, Eulipotyphla, Erinaceidae. The record is from RefSeq and is a predicted model, not a curated record. Gene Ontology annotation, molecular function: peptide-methionine (R)-S-oxide reductase activity. The transcript has a single exon.